AUGCCGAGAUAUUCGGGGCUGCAGAGAGACGUCCUGUCUCUCUAUCGACAGUGCUUGAGGGUUGCCCGCACCAAGCCUCAGGAGACGAGGAAGCAUUUUGAGCAAUUCGCAAGACAGGAGUUUGAAAGGAAUCUCGGCAUCGAAAAGCGAGACUUCGGCGCAAUCGAGUACAUGCUGCGCAGGGGCCAGAGACAGCUGGAGAUCUACGAAGACCCCGGCAUUAGAGACAUUCAUCGAUAG
Lasiodiplodia theobromae is the source of this 240-nucleotide messenger RNA. RefSeq lists its product as uncharacterized. Bases 1 to 240 code for a protein of 79 amino acids. Gene Ontology annotation, biological process: mitochondrial respiratory chain complex II assembly. The transcript has 3 exons. NCBI's taxonomy places the organism in Eukaryota, Fungi, Ascomycota, Dothideomycetes, Botryosphaeriales, Botryosphaeriaceae. Gene Ontology annotation, cellular component: mitochondrion. The record is from RefSeq and is a predicted model, not a curated record.